Arachis ipaensis is the source of this 786-nucleotide messenger RNA. RefSeq lists its product as uncharacterized. NCBI's taxonomy places the organism in Eukaryota, Viridiplantae, Streptophyta, Magnoliopsida, Fabales, Fabaceae. The record is from RefSeq and is a predicted model, not a curated record.
AUGGAGGAUGAGGAGAAAAAUGUUGUGAAAGGAGAGGAGAAACCACUCAAGGCCAAGGACCCAGAAAGGAAGAAUCCACUUGAAGAGCCUAUGCCAAUUCCAUUUCCAACUUUGGCUAAGAAGGCUAAGAAGCAAGAAAAACUUGACCCCAACAUGGUGGAAAUUUUUAAGAAUGUUAAAGUCACCGUCCCUCUCUUUCAAGCUAUUCAACAAGUGCCCAAGUAUGCCAAGUUCCUCAAAGACGUUUGCACACACAAGGACAAAAUUGGCGAAUUCAACAAAAGGCCGGUAGAUGAUUCUAUCUCUUCUCUAAUUCCUGAAAAAUGCAAUGAUCCCGGCCCAUAUUUGGUUACUUGUUUGAUUGGUGGGAUAAAGUUCACGGAUUGUAUGUGCAAUUUGGGGGCGUGCGUAAUCAUUAUGCCACUCCCCAUUUAUGAGAGAUUGAACUUGUCACCCUUAAAGAGGUCCGUGGCGAGAUUCGUGUUGGCUGAUAAGAGCAUUGUAUCAGUUGUGGGGAUUGCGGAAAAUGUCCUAGUUGACAUCCAAGAUUUACUCUUCCUAGUAGAUUUUCACAUCUUGGAGACCCCUCCCAUUAACUCAGACAAACCAUCAUCCAUUCUACUCGGAAGGCCGUUUUUGAAGAAAUCCCGGUUCAAGCUAGAUGCACAUUCAGGAGUCUAUUCUUUUGAGGCCGAUGGCAAGGUAGUAAAGUUCACCUUGGAGGAAACCAAGCAACCCAUUCUCAAAGCUUACUCUAUCUUUGGGUGCGAUAUAAUUGAAGAUUAA